Symbiodinium natans is the source of this 1686-nucleotide messenger RNA. The record is from the annotation of a GenBank genome assembly. Lineage: Eukaryota; Dinophyceae; Suessiales; Symbiodiniaceae.
AUGACGGAGCAGCACCGCUGGGAAUGCGAGCUUGGGCUCCCUUUAGCUGCCCCGCAGUCUGCCGAAUUUUCCUACAAAAACUCCCCGCGUGCCAUGCUAUGGCGCGGUCUCCGCUGCCUUUGCGGGGCCUUGAGCUGCAGCUCUCUGCUGGCCUUGCGCCACGAAGCCGGCCACGCGGACGUGGACCCAGCGAAGUACAAGGCGUGGCACCUCACGACCGGGGACCUCCAGGCCCUGAUCGCCACGCACGUGCGGAUGAACCAGACAGAGAUGCCCGUCAGUGACGAGGCCUCCCUCCAAGGGUGGCUGGCACAGGUCUCCCAGGUCAGGCCACUGCCGGAACUGAAAGAUGGGCUGUCACCCACAUGCCAGACGCAGGUGGGGAUCCUCCUACACGAGCUCCGAGACCACUGCCCGGAAAGUGUGCCUGAGCAACUUGAGGAGUUCUCGGGCGCAAUGCACUGGUAUCGAAGCGGAAUGAACUGCUCCCAGAGCGUUCAAGACGUACUCGUUCAUGGCCGGGACUUUCUCCGGGCCGUACAGGUCCCUACUCGGACCACGGUCCCGGAAGAGUUCCCGGAGGAUCUCGUGGCCCUGGUAGGCCGCUGGCUUUUCAUGGAGCGGUGGAUGGUGCCGCUUGCCACCGCUUCGAAGCACGCGCUCCUGUGGGCCGGAUUUUGGGAGGCUGAGCCAACUGGGCGAGCUAGCAUCAGCAAGCUCAACCACUUUGCAGAGCUGAUGGAUCACCAGACGAUCCACCCCAACACAGCGCUCGGGCGCAUCAUCGAAGACAGCGGCCAGGUCAGCGAGUGUUACGGCAAGAGCCGGGACAACCUGACUGUGCAGUUAGCUGACAACCUGUGGUCCAUUGCGAGCAUGUCCUUUGUCCUCGGCAUGAAGCAGAGCGGCCAGGGAACUGUCGUGGCAGUGGUGAAUAAGGAGAUGGAUGGGGCCCAUGCACUAAAGGCCUCGGUUCUGGCCCAGUACGAGAUCCCGACCAUUGGGAUGGCAUCGUGGGGCAUGGGUUGGAACCCCCACAUAAUCCUCAUCGAUCUUCGAGGCACUUGCGAUGACACCAGUGCUUUUCUCAUUGAACGACUGGCAGCAGGCUUGGGCAGGGCAUGGGGAGAGUAUGAACUCUAUCAGAGCUUUACUACUGAAGACUUCGCCAAGCUCGCGAGCCCUUCCUGGAGUUGCAUCGACUGCAGCGCUCACAGCGGCUGCGAGCUAGACGACCUGGCAGAGGUCCUGCGCCCGGUUGUUGAGGCAAAGCGCCUCCGCGACAAGGUCGAGGAGGAGCUGCGCUUUGCCGUCAAGCGUCGCAACAUCCGGUUGAUGAAGCAGUUGCUGGCCAUCGUCGGGGGCGCAGCCCCGGACGUGAACGCUCGGAGCACAUAUGGAAAGGCUCAGGGUUGGCCACUCUACUACGCCGUGCAGAAAGGAUACCUGGAGGAGGCGAAGCUACUGUUGGCCCACGGCGCAGUCCUCGACCUCAAGGACAUGUCAGGCAGGCAGGUGCUCCACAUCGCGGCAGAAAGAGGCAACGCAGAGAUGGUGGGCCUGCUGUUGGCCCAUGGUGCAGACCCCCAUGCGCUGGACGCAGAGGGGCUCACGCCGCUUGAGCAGGCCGGCAAUGAGAGGGUAAAGGAUCUGCUCCGCGAGGCUUCGAGGCCAUCCGACCCUUGA